AUGGUCAAGAAGAGGGCGAACAACGGUCGCAACAAGAAUGGCCGCGGCCACGUCAAGCCCGUGCGCUGCUCCAACUGCGCUCGUUGCACUCCUAAGGACAAGGCGAUCAAGAGAUUCACCAUCCGCAACAUGGUUGAGUCCGCUGCCAUCCGUGAUAUCUCUGACGCCUCCGUUUUCACCGACUAUGCCGUCCCUAAGAUGUACCUGAAGCUGCAGUACUGCGUCUCCUGCGCUAUCCACGGCAAGAUCGUUCGUGUCCGCUCCCGGGAAGGUCGUCGUAACCGUGCUCCUCCCCCGCGUAUCAGGUACAACAAGGACGGCAAGAAGCUGGCUCCCCCUCAGGCCGCCAAGGCUAUGUAA
Molecule: messenger RNA, 360 nt
Organism: Aspergillus viridinutans
Lineage: Eukaryota; Fungi; Ascomycota; Eurotiomycetes; Eurotiales; Aspergillaceae
Product: 40S ribosomal protein eS26
Exons: 4
Coding region: 1-360 (119 amino acids)
Biological process (GO): translation
Cellular component (GO): ribosome; cytosolic small ribosomal subunit
Molecular function (GO): mRNA binding; structural constituent of ribosome
Source: RefSeq, a predicted model, not a curated record